This is a messenger RNA of Fomitiporia mediterranea MF3/22, 2091 nucleotides long. Its product is annotated as DUF1793-domain-containing protein. Gene Ontology annotation, biological process: carbohydrate metabolic process. The transcript is spliced from 13 exons. Lineage: Eukaryota; Fungi; Basidiomycota; Agaricomycetes; Hymenochaetales; Hymenochaetaceae. Bases 1 to 2091 code for a protein of 696 amino acids. The record is from RefSeq and is a predicted model, not a curated record.
AUGUUGUGCAAAUGCACAGGUAGUGCAAUUGUUACAGUCGGCAAUCCGUCGGGUGGGCUACUAGACAACCACGCUGACCCUCCUUCGACCUUUCGACCUGUUGCAGCGGGAAGUAAUACAUCGGUUAUCGGGAUAUCAAUUGACUGGGGAAAUAUUAGUUCCACGCCAGAGCCCGCUGUGUGGGCUUUCGGCGUCUACCGAAAUCCGACGAUGCGACAUUUAACACCUAAAGGCUCCUCUGAGAACAGGAGUCCAUUUUUCGUAUCAGAGAUUAGUGAUCCAGUUGCUGCUGCAAAGUUUGUGCUAGAUGAUUUUCCACGGGCAUCAUUUGCAGCACAAGCUCUUGAUGCGCGGAUUCGGGCGGAUGGAGAGGCUUUUUCAACUGAAUAUGCAGACCUUCUCAUGUUAAGUGCACGUCAGGCUAUGGGGUCUAUGGAUAUCACGAUCCCUCCAUCGUUAAGCGGCUCUUGGGAUACAUCGGACGUGAAAAUUUUUAUGAAGAACCUUGGGGGAGUUGGCUCUGAUAACGAGGCUAUGACAAGUGUGAAUAAUGUGGAUGCACUUUAUGCAGCAUUCCCCGUUUUCCUUUAUCUCAAUCCUGAGAUAGGGAGAUGCCUUCUCGAGCCUCUCUUCGAGUUUCAGGACUCCCCAGCUUACAAGUUACCAUAUGCAGCACGAAACAUUGGUACCGCGUAUCCGAGCGCAACUGCUAAUGGUAUCAAUGACCAGCACAUUUACGGCGUAGAUGAAACUGCGAGCAUGAUUAUUAUGACUCUGGCAUACUCGAUGGCCUCAGGGAAUGGCACACUGAUUGAAAGACAUUACAACCUGAUGCGAAGCUGGGCGUUCUACUUGGGUAAUAAUACUGUCACUCCGUCCAAUCAAGCGUCCGGGGAUUUCAGUAUAAACGCCGAUUUUACAAGCCCCAAUCAGACAAAUCUUGCAUUAAAGGGAAUUAUCGGGAUCGCGGCAAUGGCCAGGAUCGCUGAACUUGCCGGUAUAGUGAUCGAUCAGCAAAGCUUUAAUGCGACAGCAAAUUCCGCUUUGGAAUUCUGGCAAGAUCAGGCACUUUCUACCUCACACGUCAAUUUCUUUUAUGGGAAUUCUAGCUCAAGUGGAUUGAUGUAUAACCUAUAUGCUGAUAAGCUACUUCGCCUCAAUUUGGUCCCUGACUCGGUAUACACGCUGUUAACUGGAUUCUAUCAGAACGAAGCAGCAUCUUUUAAGUAUGGGAUACCGUUGAGUAACUCCCCAAUGCAAAACACGACAACAUAUUGGAUGAUGUUCGCUGCAGCGACAGCGAAGAACGAUACAACUCGGGAUCUCCUAGUGAAACAGAUCCAUGCCUAUGCGUCAAAUAAUCUUAAUGCCGCACCUUUUCAAUCGAGAUAUGACCCCAUUACAGGUCUCAGUGGGCCAGGAACUAGUGCAACGACUGCAGGUAUAGCUAGCCCUGCACAGGGCGGCAUGUUCGCAUUGCUCGCUUUGAAUACGACAUCGAAACCGGUUAAGGUAUCAUCCAUUGACCCAUCUCCGAACGAAUCGCCCGCCUCGCUCAAAAUGAAAGCUGGUCUCAUCGCUGGACUGGCCGUAGCAGGCGUAGCGGUUAUCGCUAUUUCGUCUCUUGGCCUUUAUUUCUUUUUGCGCAAGCGUCGGGCACGGCAAGAUGAAAUCCGAAUUGCAACAAGCAGAAUUGAGACGUCUGGAUUUGCUCAUCCAUUCAUUUUGCCGCCACCAACCUCCGAAGCACAUACCUACAGAGCAAUAACCAGUAACUCUGCGUUAAUAUCUCACAACGCGCCAAUAUCUAUUCCCUCGGGGCCAACCAAUUUUCCCCGUGGAGCACACUUGCAGUGGGAGGGAGAGAGAGGAACUGACAAGAAACGCGAGCCGGCCAUGACAAAUGCGACUGAAUCGCAAACACGAAGGCCGACUGAGGCCAACGUGCAAGUCGGCACAGACCGCUUGCAAGGAGUUGAUGCUCUGCUUUCAGAAGUUGAUGCUAUGAGGCAAGAAAUAGAGCGGAUGAGACAUGAGCGACGUGCAGCCGAGGAUGCACCGCCUACGUAUUCGGAUCCAGACCUGUCGUGA